GAGGGGGUGGAGCCCGCGGCGUGAUGGCGUCAGGGGAACGUCCUGGUCAGAGUGAGGCUUGAUACGCGGAAGGCGGGAAGCUGUUCCUGUCAGAGUGUGGGAGAGGGGAAGAGCCGCUGCUGCCGGUGUCUGGGAUGUGGGACCCGUAUAUGCCGGUGGAGGCCAGUCUGGGCCGGGAGGAAAAUUUCCUGUCACUGGAUGAUCUGCUCAUGUCACAGGAGAAGCUGCCAUGCCGGUUAGAGAGCGGCUUCCCCCGCCUGGGCUUCCUGGAGAAGGGGGGAGACAGUGACGGCAUCCCCGAGGGCAGCAAGAUGGAGCUCCCACUGUGGCUGGUGAAGGGCCUGUACGACAACAAGCGGAGGGUCCUUUCUGUGGAACUGCCGAAGAUUUACCGGGAGGGCUGGCGCACAGUGUUUAGCGCCGAUGCCAACGUGGUGGACCUCCACAAGAUGGGGCCGCAUUACUACAGCUUUGGUUGCCAGCUACUCAACUUUGACAGCCCUGAGAAUGCAGAGAUCGCAAAGACUAUACUACAGACCUUCAUUGGACGCUUCCGCCGUAUCAUGGACUCCUCACAGAAUGCCUACAAUGAGGACACUUCUGGGCUGGUGGCGAGGCUGGACGAGCUGGAGCGUGCUUUGUUUCGGGCUGGACAGACGGGGCUGAAUGCCUAUCAGAGCUGGGAAAGAGGGACGGCGGCGCAGAUCACCGCCUCUAACCUGGUGCAGAGUUACAGGAAGAGAAAGUUCUAUGAGACGGACACGUGACCAGAUCAGGCUGUUCUCCUCCCUCUGUGUCUGGAUAAUGACCCGUGACCUGUUCUGGCUGUCUGCAUUCUGCAGUGCUGUAAUGAGGAGUCUUCCGCUAUGCUGCAAGAGGCUCCAGCCAGUGCAUUUAUGUGUAAUGUACAUAAUAAAUCCCGUUUCACUACA
Messenger RNA from Pseudophryne corroboree (corroboree frog), 932 nucleotides. RefSeq names its product GINS complex subunit 3 (gene GINS3). The record is from RefSeq and is a predicted model, not a curated record. Gene Ontology annotation, cellular component: GINS complex. Gene Ontology annotation, biological process: mitotic DNA replication initiation. NCBI's taxonomy places the organism in Eukaryota, Metazoa, Chordata, Amphibia, Anura, Myobatrachidae. The transcript is spliced from 3 exons. The coding region runs from base 135 to 767 and encodes 210 amino acids.